UUCUUCGAUUCACUUCGGAAAUUCUCGCAUCAUUUUUGGUAGUUUGUCGGUGACUCUCCCAACAGUAAAUCCUUUUUGGAAUAAAUUGUACGCAAUUCUGCAGCAAAAAAGACCGUUAUCAGCAAGAAAAAUCAUCAACGAUGGCAUACAAGCCGAUUGACUCGAGGCGCGAUGAGUAUCGCAAGUAUUUGGAGCGCAACGGCGUUAUGGAGACACUCACGAAGGUGUUGUGCAAGUUGAUGCUCCAGUACGAGAACGACAACAAGGACGAUGCCAUUGAUUUUAUCCGGAAGAAUUUGGGUGAUGCCGUCUAUGAGAAUGACUUGAUUGCGUCCCUGAGGACCCAACUCGAAGAGAGUCGCAAGGAGAUUGAGGAUCUCAAGAGGCAGAUUCGUGAAUUGAAAGAGGCAGGAGCAGCUGCUGUGGAUGAGGUGGCACCUUCAGCGUCAGAAGAACCGGUAUCUUCUCCGCGAGAGGAACCGGUGGCUUCUUCAAGGGAGGAACCGGUGGCUUCCCCGAGGGAGGAACCAGUGGCUUCUCCAAGGCAGGAGACUGUGUCAUCUCCACGGCAGGAACAGGCACCCGUGGAGACUGUAGAGGAGGGAAAGACAGAAGAAGCAGUGGCUGAAAAUCUGACUGAGCCAAAAACUGAUGAGCCAGCAGAAAAACCGACCGCCGAGCCAAUGAAAUCUGAUAGCGUGGAGGAAACCGCGGAGUCAGCAAAAGAAGAUACUCCGGCAAGUCCACCAGAAGCACCCAAGGAUGCUCCAGCAGAGGAAACCGCUUCGCCCAAAGAACCAGCAGAAGCCGACAAGGCAUAGACAGGUUUGCCAUCCUCAAAAAAAAAAAGUUGUGAAUUAUUUCCGUGAUAAUUUGCUACGUAAGAAGCCAUUUAAAGACUUUUCCUCCUCUCCUUAUUUUUUUUUUUUAGUUUUAAGUACACUCAGUUACUUGACCUUUUCCCUUUGAGAAAAGGAACAAAAAUUUCUCUCUUAAGUAUUUUUAUUUUAUUGAUUUUUGAAGUUCUAAUAUACAAAACGAAAGGUAACGCAAAGAGCAAUAAAAGACGCUCAUUUUUUUUUUGAAUUAAACAAAAUUUCUAUUAAUAAUUGCUCAGUGAGAAUUCGUUCUCACAACGGAAUGAACAUUCCAUAUCAAAAAUUUAAACACUAUCAAAAGAGAAAUAUAUUGCAAAAUAAAUCACCUUAAAAAAAUUAAUAUAUUACAAAAAGAUUUAGACAAUUUUUGGCAAAGAAAAAAAAACUAGUCGAAUAUUGUGAGGUGGUUUAGAGAUAGAUUUAUGAACUUGAAACAAUGUCAAAUGUCCUUGUAGUAUUUGAACACUGAAUUCCCAUCCUCCACUUCUCAUAAAAAAAAAAUAGCAGACUUGUAGAGAAAAGCACAAAAUACUGAAGUUUUAUAAAUUUGUGCCUUCUUCAGAACAAUGUGAAAGAAAAUUUAUGGAAUAACACAUGAAAUAAAGAACACAAUAAGCGUCCUA
Messenger RNA from Phlebotomus papatasi, 1501 nucleotides. RefSeq names its product c-Myc-binding protein homolog. Gene Ontology annotation, biological process: regulation of DNA-templated transcription. The coding region runs from base 141 to 821 and encodes 226 amino acids. The transcript is spliced from 2 exons. Gene Ontology annotation, cellular component: nucleus. The record is from RefSeq and is a predicted model, not a curated record. Gene Ontology annotation, molecular function: transcription coactivator activity. NCBI's taxonomy places the organism in Eukaryota, Metazoa, Arthropoda, Insecta, Diptera, Psychodidae.